ACUAAAUCUAGUAGGUUCUUGACAGAAGUUCUUGACUUCUCUGUGAGAAAAAAAUAAAAUUUAUUUAUUCAUUCUGUUAAUUUUAACUUGAUUGUUUAAAAAAGACGCAACUAGUUCUUUCAAUAAAGAAUUUAUUUAACUUAACAUACACUAUGUCCUUCAUUUUAAGACAGUUUACCCGUAAGGUCCUUGCGCCGGCUAUUUCUACAACUAGCAAAUUUAAUUUCUCUACCACCAGUACAGCACUAGCUCCAAGGAUCCAGAAACCAGCACCAGACUUUGCCGCCACAGCCGUUGUAAACGGCGAGUUCAACAAAUUGAAGCUCUCUGACUACAGUGGGAAAUAUGUGGUUCUCUUCUUCUAUCCUUUGGACUUCACAUUUGUCUGCCCGACUGAGCUCAUAGCAUUCAGCGACAAAGCCAGGGAGUUUGAGAACAUUGACUGUCAAGUGAUUGGUGUCUCUACGGACUCUGAGUUCAGCCAUCUUGCUUGGAUCAAUACACCUAGAAAGGAUGGUGGUCUAGGAAAACUGGAUAUUCCAUUGUUGGCUGACUACAAGAAGACCAUAUCACAGGACUAUGAUGUACUGCUUGACGAUGGAUUUGCCCUACGAGGUCUAUUCAUCAUUGACAAGAAGGGAAUCCUGAGGCACAUGUCAGUCAAUGACCUGCCGGUCGGAAGGUCUGUUGACGAGACCUUGAGGCUGGUUAAGGCGUUCCAAUUUGCUGAUAAACACGGUGAAGUAUGCCCAGCAAACUGGAAUCCGGACAAUAAUGCUGACACAAUCAAACCCAACCCGAAGGAAAGCAAGGAAUACUUCAAAAAAGCUAAUUAAGAAAGUAAACAUAGUUUCAAAUUAAGUUUAUAGUUUACAGAGUUCUUUACUGUUGUGCAACUGUUUUUACAAAAUAUUUAGCAUUUAUUGUGCAAUAUUAUUCACUUUCAAAAAGUUCCGUUUAAAGUAAUUGUUUUAUUACAUUAAACGCAUUUACUGUAUCACAAACUUUAUCGUGAAUUGUUUAAUUUAGUUUUACUCUUUCGAUGUCUCUACAAAUAGCUGUUAUUUUUCUUUGUUAUUACAUCCUACUACUAUUAUAAAGGCGAAAGUUUGUAUGGAUGUUUGUUACUCUUUCACGCAAAAACUACUGAACCGAUUACCAUGAAAUUUGGUAUGUAGGUAGCUGAAGACCCAGAAUAACACAUAGGCUACUUUUUAUCCCAGAGUUCCCGCGGGAUUGAUAGGGUUUCCAUGCGGACGAAGUCGCGGGCGGCCUCUAGUUAAAUACAUAUUUGUUUGUUUAGAAGGCUAUGUAGUCAAUCUUCCACAAUACGGGGGGAUAAAAAUAUUUGUAAUUCAUACUAAGUUUAAGAGCUUUCCAGAUAUGUAAUUUUUAGGAAGAAGUAAUAUGUAUGUAUCUAAUUGUGUUUUCGCAAGACCCCUUCGCCAAGUAGUUUUUUACACUGCGAUUAUUUCUAAGAGUGAUAAACAUUAUCUAACUUUAGAUCUUAUAAAGCUAUCCAUGCAUGGUUCAUGGAUAGUCUUAUGAAAUAGAUUCAUCACUUUUUUAUAUAUAACUUACCUAGAAUAACUGAUACAAGCCUUUAAUAUAGAAUGUAUAUUAAAGGCUUGUAUCUGUUGUUUGAGGCAUGUAUAGGUAAUAUUAUUGUGAUAUUUUCAAUAUGUUUGCCAGAAUAAAGUAAAUUCCGUUUA
Messenger RNA from Amyelois transitella, 1712 nucleotides. Its product is annotated as peroxiredoxin-2. The transcript has 7 exons. Gene Ontology annotation, molecular function: thioredoxin peroxidase activity. NCBI's taxonomy places the organism in Eukaryota, Metazoa, Arthropoda, Insecta, Lepidoptera, Pyralidae. Gene Ontology annotation, cellular component: cytosol. Gene Ontology annotation, biological process: cell redox homeostasis; response to oxidative stress; hydrogen peroxide catabolic process. The record is from RefSeq and is a predicted model, not a curated record. The coding region runs from base 153 to 836 and encodes 227 amino acids.